This is a messenger RNA of Ornithodoros turicata, 2401 nucleotides long. RefSeq lists its product as uncharacterized. The record is from RefSeq and is a predicted model, not a curated record. Gene Ontology annotation, biological process: protein processing. Gene Ontology annotation, cellular component: plasma membrane. The transcript is spliced from 20 exons. Gene Ontology annotation, molecular function: metalloendopeptidase activity. The coding region runs from base 62 to 2344 and encodes 760 amino acids. NCBI's taxonomy places the organism in Eukaryota, Metazoa, Arthropoda, Arachnida, Ixodida, Argasidae.
UCACUGACGAAACAAACGAAGCCUUCGCGCGUGCUACGAACACUUUAAGCGUGCGGGAGCAAUGGCAUCAGCAACGAGCACAGUCGAUCAUGCUACAACGUCACGGGAGUCCGUCGGGAGAGGCGCACUCUAUCGGGGCACCGACCACUCUUCCAAGGGAAGUACAAAGGCUCCUAGUACCACGUGGAAUACACUCAUCGGUUCAACUGACUGCAGGCCGAUGUGGCUCCCUCUUCUUUUGAUACCGGCAGCCGUGGUAAUCGUUGGGGGCCUACUCAUGUUCACAUUCCUCGGUGAUUCACGAGGUGGUUCCAGCGCUUUCUAUUGCUCCUCACCGGCAUGUAAGAAAUUCGCAUUCGAAGUGUCUCGCCUCAGACAAGACAACCGGACGACUUCGCCGUGCGACAACUUUUACAACCACGCUUGCCGUCACUGGAGUGAAGCGGGCAAUCUAUAUCUGAGCAAGGGCUACUCGUACGACGACCACGUCCGAUACACGAUUCUGCAAGGCCUCGCCGACAGCCUGAAUCGUGGGACAAAAAAAUCCGACGGCCUCUUCCGAACAGCCCUGUAUGAGAUCUUCACUCGGUGUAUGCAACGCCGGGGAAGCGCCACCAACCGGGAGUUUUCUGAGGCGCUAGGCGAACUGGGCUUGCAGUUUCCCAUCCUUCCCGGCUCACAGCCGCCCACAACGUUGGGCAUUGCCGCUGGACGGAUGGCCCGCCAUACGGGACUCAUGCCUUUCUUUCGUGUGAAACUGAUCGCCGAUCGCGGGCGCACCGGGCCCGGUACACAGAUUCUUCUGACUGUCGGUGACGAAAUGGGUGUUCCCCACCGAAUCCCUCCGGACGUAGGAGCACGGACGUUUGCACUCAUGAACAGGAUGAACCGUCGGUUCAAAGACGCCGCGGACGCGGAAGCCGUCUGGAGGAUCGAACGGAACAGGCGCACGUUGCUGAACAUGUCGCAAGACGACGACGUCAUCUACGAGCAGAUGACCGUGGAAGAGUUGUCGCGAAGAUUUAACAGUCCCGAGCUUGAGUGGUCCUUCGAAGAAUACCUUCACACCAUAUUCGACGAGGCCAUCAACAGCAAGACCAUUGUGUUAAUUAAAAACGUCGCUUACGUCACAGAACUGUCCAAGUUCCUCGCCCAGGACCAUGCACUUUUUCUGUCUUCCUACGCCAAUUACGUGUGCCUCCACCUGCUCCUGCACUACGCCCCGUACUUACAUGACGCUGAUGCGCACUACUUUCUGGGACUACUACGGUACCCUUGGAGCACGCUGCCGGGUAACAGUAUGUUGUGCGCACGUAUGGCCGAGACUGCAGUCCCUCUCGGCGCUCAUUUGCUGUUUGCUGAAAGAGUGAUGGCUCGCCUUGGACACAAGGACAUUCAAAGACUCUCUAACUACACGCUGCAGAACGUCCGCGAUCUGAGCAAUGCUCUGGACAGUGUGUAUGCCGUGUCAAGCUACUCUAGCGAACGAACCAGGGUGAAAAUAUUCCACAAGCUGCGGCAGCUUCGGGUGCACACGUUCCUUCUGGAGGAAGACACGAAGGCCUUUGAAGACGUCGUAGGCGGGAAUAUAAGUCAGGUGUUGUCCGAAGGAGCCGUCACUUCAGCAGUUGAACUGAACAGUCGGCUGUGGAACACGCAUUGGAGUUCCUUGCGAAGCGGGAGCGGCCACUACUUAAAACUCGGAUACCUCCCCUCCGUUCUGGAUCUCUACAGUAACUACGUGCCGGAGUUCAACACACUUUUUGUGUCUCUCGGAGCCAUGGGAGAUGGCUUUCUGGAGGGCGACGAUGCUUUUGAAUUGGACAAAGUCAGAAUGGGCUACCGCAUCAUGCAUGGCCUCGUUGGCAUUCUACUGGACGACGCAGAAAUGUGGUCUUGGUCGGGGGACCUCGACGACGCUCAAGACUUCUAUGCGGCCAGGAAGAUUGAGCAAGUGCGGUUAUGCCUCAACUAUAGCCUUUAUGGAAGUCUCUACGAAAGCGGGCGGCGCACGGACUUCAAACUGGACGAGGCUUUUCGCUCGCUUUCUUCAAUAACACCGUUGUACAGGUUCUUUAGGAAGAAGAUAUUCCAGCAGGUGUACCCUCAAUCCGAAUUUCGGAUACAGCCCAUACCUGGACUAACUGAAAAUGAGAUGUUCUUCUACUCAUUAGGGAAGUCGCUGUGCUCAAGGGACGACAAAGCGCUGGUAUCCACUCAAGAAACAGAAAAAUUAGUCAACAUAGUUCUUGCGAACUGCGGGCCGAUGUUCAACGCUGCUUUCAGGUGCAAGCUCAGUCGGGACUGCAACUUCUUUCCAACAACGAGACACUCGUACAUUUAAAUGCACGAGCAUUUUAUUAAAAUUGUGAAAUAAUAAAACAAUAAAAUAUGUAUUUGA